CUAAAUGAUUUCCACUGGAUGCCUACCACCACAAUAAUACUACCACUAACUAACUUGAACCAUAACUACUAGUACAUUUUUGCAGAAAUUAUCUGUACCACUAUUAAAACGGUACAAAUGCAACGAAAGUCGUAACGACACAGGUUAACCCUACCGCCAUUGUUGUCGUCGACGCCAUUCUCCGCCACAUCGUCGUCUGAAUCAGCGUGAUCGCCUGAUUGCGGUACGAAAUGGUCGUUGUUCUCCACGUCGACGCCGUAUUGGACGUUGUCCGUGAUUUUUUCCCCGUUCCGGAUGGUCUUCGUUGACCAGCUCCUCCACGUCCAAAACGUCGCCAUCAUCGCCAUUCUCCGUCAGGUCCGGCUGCUCAACUCCGAUCUCAUAUAUAUUCUCGUCGACGUCGUCGUUGCUUGUCAAUGGGACGUUCAGGUCAAAGUCGAAUUAACAACUAGGUUAAGCUCCACCUCGUUCUCCGUCGUCGUUGCUGAUGUAGUCGUCCAUUGUAUGGCGGCGCCCGCGUCGCUGGUAUUUUCCGGAGCUACUGAUGCUUGGUUUGAUGAGGGAGAAGCCAAAAAUGGAAGGGAAAGAGUUCCAGCCGAAAUAGGCUCUUCAUCUCCCUCCAAUCACGCUCCAAGAUUCUCUCUAUGCAUUUAAGUGGUAAUUCAAAAUUAUUAGAAUUAAAAACUUACUAAAAAGCCCUUCUUGUGCUCCUGACCCCCGGAUGAAGAAGAAGGAUGGCCGGCAAAAAGGGGGAAGUGAAAUUGACAAUCCCUAAAGGGUUGUCACGCUAUCCCGUCCGUCCUUUUUAUUUUUCAUACAAUCAUUCUAACUUUUUAUGGUACCAAAUAUAAAUUUAAAUUGCUU
This is a messenger RNA of Linum trigynum, 864 nucleotides long. NCBI's taxonomy places the organism in Eukaryota, Viridiplantae, Streptophyta, Magnoliopsida, Malpighiales, Linaceae. The record is from the annotation of a GenBank genome assembly.